This is a messenger RNA of Nycticebus coucang (slow loris), 3007 nucleotides long. It is a transcript of the gene SBDS, whose product is annotated as SBDS ribosome maturation factor. The transcript has 5 exons. Gene Ontology annotation, biological process: cytosolic ribosome assembly; ribosome biogenesis. The coding region runs from base 194 to 946 and encodes 250 amino acids. The record is from RefSeq and is a predicted model, not a curated record. NCBI's taxonomy places the organism in Eukaryota, Metazoa, Chordata, Mammalia, Primates, Lorisidae.
GACGCCUGCGCAGUCAGUCGGCCGAGUGCAUUAUCACAGUCCCGGGGCAAAGUCUAUCACCGCGCCGCUGGCUUUGCGAGCGUAAUAGUACCGCGCGUCUCUCGGCUGUUAACAGCGAGGCGCGGUGGGUCCGCAGGCCGGGCGGCGCGGGUCUGCUCUAGUUCCCCAGACCUGAAUUCUGUGAGCAGCCGCGAUGUCGAUUUUCACCCCCACCAACCAGAUCCGCCUAACCAAUGUGGCCGUAGUGCGGAUGAAGCGCGCUGGGAAGCGCUUCGAAAUCGCCUGCUACAAAAACAAGGUCGUCGGCUGGCGGAGUGGCGUGGAAAAAGACCUUGAUGAAGUUCUACAGACCCACUCAGUGUUUGUAAAUGUUUCUAAAGGUCAGGUUGCAAAGAAGGAAGAUCUCAUCAGUGCAUUUGGAACAGAUGACCAAACUGAAAUCUGUAAGCAGAUUUUGACUAAAGGAGAAGUUCAAGUAUCAGAUAAAGAAAGGCACACACAACUGGAACAGAUGUUUAGGGACAUUGCAACUAUUGUAGCAGACAAAUGUGUGAACCCGGAAACAAAGCGGCCAUACACUGUUAUCCUUAUUGAGAGAGCCAUGAAGGACAUCCACUAUUCAGUCAAACCCAACAAGAGCACAAAACAGCAGGCUUUGGAAGUGAUAAAGCAGUUAAAGGAGAAAAUGAAGAUAGAACGUGCUCACAUGAGGCUUCGGUUUAUUCUUCCAGUGAAUGAAGGGAAGAAGCUGAAAGAAAAGCUCAAGCCACUGAUCAAGGUUAUAGAAAGUGAAGACUAUAGUCAACAGUUAGAAAUUGUAUGCCUGAUCGACCCAGGCUGCUUCAGAGAAAUUGAUGAGCUUAUAAAAAAGGAAACAAAAGGCAAAGGUUCUUUGGAAGUGCUCAAUUUGAAAGAUGUGGAAGAAGGAGAUGAGAAAUUUGAAUGACGUCCUUCAAUCUCACCAACCACAAAACACUAAAAAGUGUUUUUUGUUUCCGAAAGCACUGUUUCAUUUCUGUGAUCUGCCAAAUCCUUACUCAAACUGACAUUUUCUAUCUUUGUGCUAACCGUGUACACAAAAAGACUUUCCUACAUAAGUAUUACACUAUGGGGAUGAUUUAAUUUUAAGUGGAGUUAAAACUUAAAGCAAAAAUGAAAAAUCCAAGAUACAAGUCCAGAGGAGCAUUUUGCUGCUGUCUCAUGCCUUUAUAGCUUUUGUAAAUGAAAGUUAUUUGAGGCAGCUCUUUGUGGAUAAAGCUAAAUUUUGUACAGUACAGUGAGAUUAUUUAGAAGACGUGUCUAUAUGACAAAAGGGGAUUAUUUGCUGAAAAAGAAAACAUAAGGUGUCUCAGUUCUAUUUAAUGAAAUUUGCAUAUAGGGGUAACUGUCGUGUCCUAACAUUGGAUGAUGACUUCCUGAUUAUCUGAAAGAAAGACAUGCAAUUACCCUGCAGAAAUUAAAUAAUUUUCAUUGAACGUGCUGUCAAACUUAGAUUGUUCUUGGUAAAAAAAAGUCAUUUAUUCUAAUUCUUAAAGUUUAUAAUAUAUAUUAAUAUAGAUAAAAUUAUAUGUAAUCAAUAAAACCACUCUUAUUUUUGUUAAACUAUGGCUUGUUUCUAGCCAACUUCCUAACUCCCUUUGUUUGCUCUGCCUUUGUGGUAUGGUUGGGGAGUUGUUAGGAGGAUUAAGUAAAUCAUGCUGAGUGCUUAGGACAGGGCCUAUUCUGAUAAGCAUCUCAUAAAUCUUAAUUAACAUUUGGGAAGUAAUUGUAUUUAAUUAGUAUUUAGUCACUUUAAAUAGACAAGGUGCAAGUUUUUAAAAAUCUGUCCUCAAAAGAGUUACACUUCUAGAAUAGAAGAGAUUAUUAGUUAGAGAUUCACUCAAAACAAACAUAGAUGUAUUUGUAGACACCAGUUUUUAUUUUAAACUGAAAACAAAGUUCUUGACUUGAACAGGUCCUGGUUGGUUUUACAAGCACACAGAAGCUGCUACUAAUACAAGUUUUCAGAAAUGUCCCUUUUUCUUUAAAUAACUUCACAGUAUUUUCCCAUACUACUAGAGGGACUAUUCUUGUUUUGUAACAUGGGAAUGAACCCUUUUCUGUGAAUGUUGCUGUUUUGAUGCAGUCCUUAAGAAGGCCCUUCACUGCUUCCUUUUCACAUGCAUAGUUGUGGUUUUGUAAAGAUCUAAACUUGAAGUCCCAGGAGAUAAUUUUUUUUUGUGUGUGUGAUUUUUUUUUUGGCCGGGGCUGGGUUUGAACCCGCCACCUUCGGCAUAUGGGACCGGCGCCCUACUCCUUGAGCCACAGGCGCCGCCCCCCAGGAGAUAAUUUUAACCAAUGAAGUUUAUGCUCUUUCCAGCUUGAUGAGGUAAAGUGAUGUUUCAGAUUGAAAAUCAUUCUUAUUAAGAAUAUUCAAUAACUACUACAUCUUAGAUGGAAAAGAUAAGCAAGUAAUACAACACUGCCUUAAGUUUUUCUGAUUCUGAUUAGUUAUCUUUUCUAAAAGCUGGAACUUUGAGAAAUGUUAAGUAUAGACCACGUGUGAGUCAUGCUUCUGAACUUAUAAAAAAAUUUUUCACCUUAUAUUAAUUUCAUUACUCAAAGGAGUUAAAAUUCUUGCUCAUGGUCAUCUUCCCAGUACCACCCUAUAAUGCAUUAUUUUAAGGAUUGAUUUGUUUUGCAUUUUCAGUACAAGCUAGUAAUACAUGUAUAUAUAUUUGGUCAGAGUGAUGUUUCAGAAUUAAGCCUCUUCUAUCAGUACAGUUCUAUUCUGUGAAGUUUCCCUUUUACCCCCCCAUACAAUUAUUUUCACCACUUUCUGGAACUCUAUACCACAUUGAAAUUCAUUUGAAAGCCUUGACUUGUCCCACCUUGUAUUAGAGACAGCUACUUAAAUAGUUCUUCCAUGCUAGAUUGUGAGCUCUUUCAGGGCCAGGGACUUAGACAUACUUGUAUCCCACCAUGCUGUGGACCUGGUACAUGUGGAAUAAAAGUCUAUGAAGUGAUA